AUGUCCGCAGAACCAUCAGAUCUGAACAAGGUCGAUUCGGCCAUAUCGGGCCUCUCAUCAUCCCCACCAGAAGUCAAAGGGCAUCGGAGAGCGAGCUCUAGCGCCGCUGGGGUGUAUAACAUUGCUGACCUAGAGAAGGAAGGGAAAGAACUGGAGAUUGCGAAAGAGACACAGCAACUCAAUUGGAGACUGAACACAUCGCCAUCAACAGUAGACGAGAAAGAAGCAUUGAAAAAGUACCUCACGACUCCACCGGUCAAGAAGAUUGACCUACACUUCCCACUGGGGUUGGAGGUCACCGCUCGAAAUCUGAAAGGUGUCACGAUCAAGGAUGCUUUGGAUGCUAUACACAAGCAAUUCAAGAAGAAGAAAGACGACGAGCUCGAGCUACCUGUCUUGGCUGGAUUCGAGUGGGACAAGGAAGAGUCGUGGACGAGACUGAUUGUUCACCAAAAGAAAGAGGGACAAGCCAGCGGCGGCGGAAAAAAGAAGAACAAAUAA
Messenger RNA from Bacidia gigantensis, 501 nucleotides. RefSeq lists its product as uncharacterized. The transcript is spliced from 4 exons. NCBI's taxonomy places the organism in Eukaryota, Fungi, Ascomycota, Lecanoromycetes, Lecanorales, Ramalinaceae. The coding region runs from base 1 to 501 and encodes 166 amino acids. The record is from RefSeq and is a predicted model, not a curated record.